Cercopithifilaria johnstoni is the source of this 132-nucleotide messenger RNA. The record is from the annotation of a GenBank genome assembly. NCBI's taxonomy places the organism in Eukaryota, Metazoa, Nematoda, Chromadorea, Rhabditida, Onchocercidae.
AUGAUAAUGCAACCACCACCACCACCACCACCACCACCACCACCACCACCACCACCACCCCCACCACCACCACCACCACCACCACCACCACCCCCCCCCCCCCCCCCCCCCCCACCCCCCCCCCCCCCACCC